Molecule: messenger RNA, 2080 nt
Organism: Hyaloscypha bicolor E
Lineage: Eukaryota; Fungi; Ascomycota; Leotiomycetes; Helotiales; Hyaloscyphaceae
Product: glycosyltransferase family 1 protein
Exons: 4
Coding region: 122-1660 (512 amino acids)
Molecular function (GO): UDP-glycosyltransferase activity
Source: RefSeq, a predicted model, not a curated record
GCUUUGAGUAAUGCAUGGGCCGACUGGUAUAAGAUUUGGGAGGCGGGCCACGCUGUAAUCGGUUGCGCUUGCCAUAAUACUACGACCACUACUCUGCCACCAAGAGCAAUCACUUGUCAUCAUGGUUACCCGGCUCGUCCUCCUCGGUGCUUUGCUCGCUGCGUCUAUCGCCUUUCUCUUCUCGGAAGGAAACACGCCGCAGCAUGAUCCGUACAUCCAAGGCAAAAAUAAAACAAUCCUCUUCAUCACAAAUAGCGAACAUGGCCUGUCCAAUAUGCACCUUGCCACUUCGUCAGCGCUGUUGGAGAACUACCCGGACCUGGACGUCCACUACGCCUCUUUCCCGGGCGUUCGGCGCAAACUGGAGAGUAUCUCAUCAUUUGCCUGGGCCAAGACCCCGGCCGCGGGCGACAUUGUAUUUCACGAGCUCAAGGGGUUGACCUUCGCCCAGGCGAUUGCGAAAGAAGGCAGGAGUUUCAUCUCUUCCCCGGGUUGGACCAGCAUUACCUCCCUUGCAGAGCAUAUACAGCUCUGGAUCUCGCCAUGGUCCGUCGAGGAUCAUAUAAAGAUCUUCGAAGAGCUCGGUGCAAUCAUUGACGAGGUGGACCCGGCAGUCGUUAUCUUGGAUUCUUGGUUUCGACCUGCUAUAGACAUCACCCGCAACAAGAACCGCCAGCAUGCCUUCAUUACGCCAAACACCCUUGUGGACAAUUUUCUGGGUAGCCAGCCGCUCCGAAACAUGUUCUGGAAGUACCUUGCACCCUCGUCAGGCUUUUCUUUUCCGGUCCCUCUCCGAAAUAUCCCCGAAAACAUCUACAUGAAUAUGCGUUAUGUUUACGCUGCGAUGACGACACCAGACUUAUCUGCCAAGAAGGCCGCUCUCAGAGAAAAGGGGCUUAAAGAUCCCAUCAAUCUUUUCGGGAUCCAUCGCCCUGACGCCCCAUGGAUCACUCAAACUACCGAGGGUGCGAUGAUCCCGUUGGACUUUGUUCCACCUAACAUCACCUGCGCCGGUCCUAUCCUUCUUUCAGGGGCUCCGGCCUCUCAACAAGAUCCUGAGCUGGCCGCCUGGCUGAAGAGAGCUCCGACUGUACUUAUCAACCUUGGAAGCAACCUUGCCUACGACGAGAGACGGGCUGCAUCAAUGUCCAUAGCCAUAGCUGAGGUGCUAUCGAAGUUUGACUUUCAAAUCCUAUGGAAGUUCAAUAAGAUGGGCGAAUAUCCGGAUGACGGCUUGCUGCCUCUCAAGCCAUACCUCGAUAGCGGCCGGAUGAGAAUGCCGAACUGGCUAAUUGCCGACCCAUCAUCACUCCUCGAGACCGGGGAUAUUGUCGCUUCUGUCCACCACGGCGGGUCUAACUGCUAUCACGAGGCCAUUGCCGCCGGUCUCCCUCAGGUCAUCCUUCCACUCUGGGCCGACCUGUAUAACUUUGCCGCUCUGGCCGAGACCAUUGGUGUGGGGGUUUGGGGCUGUAGGGAGACAAGUCCGGAUUGGACGAGUGAAUGUUUGACUAACUCCCUUCUGAGAGCUCUGGAUGGGGCUCGGGAUAGUGUUUCCUUUCGCAACAAGGCGAAGCAGUUAGGUGACAAGGUGCAAGCAGGGGACAAGGGACGCGACAUUGCAGCUCGGAAAGUCGCCGAGCUGGCGUAUGUGAGAUAAAUUUUCCUUAGGAUAACGCCGCUGGGUUAAAAAGUUUGCCAACAUAAACUGAUCGACGCAAUGGCGUUAUGAGUCUGCAGCCGCGAGGGUAGUCGUUUGUUUUUAGACCUUCCAUGCUUCAAUGAACUCUAAUUGUUUGAAUCCUCGGAUAGUCCUUAAGAUCAGGCGUUCAGGCAAAGAAAUAUGUCAGUGUUGUCUUUAUGAUGUCUAGCUUGGGAUUUCCAGGAGAGCCUACAGACUAUGGUAUUCCCUGGCCGAGAUGCGUUGGUCCGAGAUCACUAGGUAGGACUGUAGGAGGUCAGCAUCUUCUCUCCCUAGUCUCACAAGGCUGGCAUAGUUAUAUAAGAGAAGGCCGAGCGGUAAUUUUUACAAGCUGUUUUAAUCGACUUGAGAACUAAUUAAUAUAUCUAAUGAUAAGGU